This is a messenger RNA of Jaminaea rosea, 2547 nucleotides long. RefSeq lists its product as hypothetical. Bases 1 to 2547 code for a protein of 848 amino acids. The record is from RefSeq and is a predicted model, not a curated record. Gene Ontology annotation, cellular component: cytoplasm. Lineage: Eukaryota; Fungi; Basidiomycota; Exobasidiomycetes; Microstromatales. Gene Ontology annotation, molecular function: protein binding. The transcript has 5 exons.
AUGGCCUCAACGCCCUCAGGUCCCGGUGGAUCAAGCGGAGGAGCAGGCGGUGCAAACGGCAAUGGGACCAAUGGCGUCGGUCCUUAUCAUGGACCCGCAAAUGGCGGAGCGGGAUCCCAAGGCAACGACUCGAAUGGCAACGGCAACAACGGCCUCGUCUGGCCUGCCCUCCAUCUCCACCCAGUAAACGACACCUUUGCCCCCAAGCAGAUCUCUCUUUCUCCUCCCGGCCCGCAGAACAAGGUCAAGAUUGGACGCCAGACCAACGCCAAGACGGUCCCUCACCCCUCAAAUGGGUACUUUGACUCUAAAGUCCUCUCUCGCAUGCACGCAGAGGUAUGGUGCCAAGAUGGCAAGAUGUUCAUCAAGGAUGUCAAGUCCUCUAACGGGACCUUCAUCAAUGGGGAGCGACUCAGUCCUGAAGCGCAGGAGAGUGACGUGUUUGAGCUGCACAACGAGGACCUGGUCGAGUUCGGUAUUGACAUCGUUGGUGAUGACAACAAGACCAUUAUCCAUCACAAGGUGGCCUGCAGGAUCUACCUCGUCCUCACGGCGGAUGACGCCCAAGCUAUGCGCAACGAUUUUGGCAACCUAUACCGCUCUGCCGCGUCUGGUCACGGCGGACACGGGCCCAUCUCCGGCGGCGGUGGAGGAGCUGGAGCAGGCAUGGGAGCAGGAGGUGGGAUGGGUCCAGGAGCCGAAGGUGGGCUGAGAAGAGGCAAGGGAACGAUGAGCUUUGAUCAUAUUCUGGGCAAGUUGCAGAUGGAGCUGGCCCGCAGUCGCGAGCAAGGGCAGGAGAUGAAUACCCUCAACUCAACGAUUGGAGAGAUUCAAGAGUCGCUCGGUGGUGGUCUGCCACCGAUGCAGGAGCCGCCCUUCCAGCAAGUCGUCCCCCCUCCACAGCCCAACGGGGCCGACACCGCCGCAGUCGGCUCUUCCUCCUCCCCAUCCUCCUCUCGCGAUGGAAGCGGCGGUGAUUCAGCAGCCAUCGUGGCUGCCCUGCAAGCCCAGCUGGCCGAAACUCAGUCCUCACUCUCUGGUCAACAAGAUAAGAUGCGCGCACUUGAGUCUUUGCUUGCCGAGCACGAGACAGUCAAGAUGGAGGUGGGCACGAUUAAGAUGAGGAUGGAGGAGGCGCAGAGAGAACUCAAUGAGAUGGCACAGCAUAAGCGAUCCCUUCUCGCUUCUGCUGCGAGCGCUGGCGCGCAGUCGAGCAGCAGCGAAGAAGAAGGAGAGGACUUCGAUGAUGGUGCUAGUGUGGCUUCGAUGGACACGGUCACUCCUGGAGAAGACGACAGCGAGGGGAGAAGGGCGAACAGUGAUGACACCGAAGAGGCUGAGGAUCACGAGGACGGCCAAGUAGGUCCACGCGCUCCACCUGAUCUCCCGCCAGGUCUAGCAGCCGCCACUGCGGCUGCAGCGGCGGCGGCUUCUGCCCUCAAGACCAGCGACGGCAUGGACGAUUCCGCUACCUCCAAGUCCGCUCCCGCACCGCCCUCAGCUCCCACCGAGGACGCUGCCCUGGCAGCGCAGAAUCGCGCCCUCUCCACACGCCUGGACGACCUCGAAGCACAACUGAUCGAGGCCCUUUCCUUCGGUCGAGCACUGCAGACACAGCACAACUUGGCCACGCAAACCGUAAAAGCAUUGGAGGAGAAGGUGACCAGCUUGGAGGAGAAGGUAGCUGCUUCCACCUCCACUCCCGCUCCUGCUCCAGCUACUGCUGCGGCCGAGCCCACUCCUGCGGCCAACAGCGCCGAAAUGCAGGGCCAAAUCGCCUCGGCUUGGAAGAGCACGAUUGAGGCUGGAUGGGAGAAGGACAGGCAGGACUGGCGCGCUGAGCGUGAGAGGUUGAAGGAGGUCAUUGAGGCUUGGGAUAUGGCAAAUGGGAAGUUGGAGGAGCAGGCUGUCAACCAGGUGGCGGGAGGAGGGAACAAAAGCUUCGACUCCGCUUCGACAUCGUCUACUGACAUUGCUGCGGGUGGCGGGCCGGCAGGAAGUAGCGCGAGCAGCACGACAAGUAGCACGCCUGGCGGCGGCGGUGGGCGUCGUCGCUCGAGCAAGGCUGCAAAACGACGCGCGGCGAAGCGUCACCUCAACCCCGCACUCAGGGCAUUGCUGUAUCGCGACAACGGCGAAGGGGCUGAGGACGACUUCGCUUUAGCAUCAAGCGGGGAGGAGGACGCCGGCGGCACGCAAAGGGGAGGCGAUGGUUCAUCGACUUCGUCACGGGCCGCGAAGGGAAUGGCCUCCUCCCUCUUCUCGUCCGGAGGCAAGCGGACCCCCUGGACGUCACCGGAAGGCUCGAUAGCCGGCUCCUCCGCGAAAGACCCUCAUCAGCAGCAACAGCACGGUAUACCAGGUAUCAGCACCGCUAGACAACGCGCAGGCGGUGGAGGGCGUGGGGGCCCUCUGGAUAACAGCACGCACACCAUCACGGCCUUAUCAGCCGCUGCUGUGAUAGUGGGCGUGGCGGCUUAUGCUGUCAUUGGUGGAGGGGGUAGGGAUGCGGCGCAUGGCGCGGGUGGAUGGGCGACUGGUGGGUAG